Molecule: messenger RNA, 2694 nt
Organism: Colletotrichum chrysophilum
Lineage: Eukaryota; Fungi; Ascomycota; Sordariomycetes; Glomerellales; Glomerellaceae
Exons: 4
Coding region: 1-2694 (897 amino acids)
Biological process (GO): retrograde vesicle-mediated transport, Golgi to endoplasmic reticulum
Source: RefSeq, a predicted model, not a curated record
AUGAGCCGUGUCCUGUCCCCGCCAAAGCUGGUGCUGCUGGCUGUCCACCUUGCCAUCAACGCCGACAUUGACAGCUUGGCCUUUCUCACCUCUCGACACGCCGCCGUCCUGCGCAAAGAUGUCGUCCUGCGCAUACUCCUAACCUACCUUCCCGAGACGGUCAGGUCCCGCGACUAUGUCUACUUCCUUGAGGAGCUGUCUACGGGGGAUUUUGCGGAUCGCGAGGCCGCCAGCAUGGACUACACCGUUGUCGAGAACCUGUCCGAGGAGGACGCGGCGAAGAAGGUUCGCAAGCUUCGGUUGCUAUCCUUGGCAUGGGAAGAUGCACCCUUUAAUACAGAGGACGACCCGAUAACGCUCUUCCUCCUCCGAAGAGCCCACCGCGUUGACGAAGAGGCCGGCUUACUUACGCAGCUGCCUGAGCUUCUUGGUCCUUUUCUGCAAUACGCUCCAGGCAUUCGUCUGUGGAUGGUCUCGACAUUGCUGCCAUUGCUGAGGAGGAAUUACGAAUACUACCCUGCGGACGGCACACCCUAUACCCUUGCCGAGUUUCAGAAGCUACCUGACGGCGCUGCCGUGGACGCUCUCCUAUCUCAGACUGGAGUGCGGUCCGAGGACCACGCGCUAAUCGGCCGGGACUUGAGGGGCCUUCUGGUUCCGUGGCUUCACAAUGACGCCCGCUGGAAACAGUCUGAGGAUAGUUCCCUGAGCGUAUCCACGGACGAAGAACUGCACAGUCCAGGUUGGGAGCGAGCUCUGGAGUGGCUCCUGUCACUGAGUUCGAGUUCCUGGAGGGCAGCCGCCGCGGCCGUGGAGCAGUGGGGAGGUGCUGUAGAUGUUGAUUUGGGCGACUAUGAUGCCGUAUGGCUCAACGAGCAGCAGCAACAGUACCUUGACUGUCGGUAUGCUCGUGCCGUCUUGGCCUGCGCCUACGUCGUCCCCGAGGCCUCUGUCGAAGCACUUGAGGGCGCCCAUCAAAUGUUGAGAAAAGUCAUGGAUCUUCUUGGUGAGGAUGACACGCUUCCGCUACAGGCCGCAGCAGAGUCCUUGUCCGCGGUGCCUCAUCUGGAAGGGGAUGGUAUCCUACACCACAAAAAUACAGCAUUCAUGCGGGACGAUCUGUUGAAGCCGCACAACCCGCUCACUACUCCUUCAAAGAAGGCAACGCACCUGCUGCACGCUAUUAUUGACGAACGAGACCAGAAUGCCGAAGCCGCGAAGCUAAUACACGCCGUUGCGGCACAAGCCCCAAAACAUGACGCGAAUUUCUGGAUCAAGGCUCGAAACGAAUUGCUCUGGCUCCGAUGUUGGGGCGUAUCGAGUGCAAAUGGGCCAGUCGUAGGACUCUUUGCGCGAGUCAAAGCCGAAACUGUUGAGACGGAAAUCUUGAAAGCCCUGCUUGCAAGUGGACGAUAUCCUCUGGCAAGGUCGCUGUACGAGAACCCUGCCGAGAAACCGUUACCUGCCCAGGUCUUUCAGGAGCUGGUGAUUGCGGCAGCUCUCAACGCAUAUGACAAUGCCUCCAAUCCUAACCGUACCAGGGGUGGGCUCAAGAAAUGCGAUGAGAUCAUAAACUCCUUCCCCCUUACCAUUCCUGAAUCCCUGCCAGAGCGGCGAAAGAUCGAUGCGCUACUGAAGGCGACACACGCCCUCAGUGAUUACCGCCUGGUGCUGAGGCAGGGUGAGCCUUUCAGCCCCGUUGUCCUCCGCGUGCACUCCGACCCGGUCUCCAUCAUCAGCAAAGUCCUGGAGCAGAAUCCGAACAGCUAUACACGCAUCCAGGACCUCGCAGACAUGGGCGUCAAUAUGGUCCGCGCCGGUCUGGUAGACCGAGUCAAAAAGGGGGCCAUUCCUCAGGUUCAGAACGACGAGUUAGCACACAUUGAUGCCGCGCAGAAACGCAUCACGGCCAUGUGCAUCGAGGCCGCCCUGAAGGAAGACGAUUUUGAGACUGCGUACUCCUAUGUCGCCAACCGGCUGAGCGGCCGAGCGGACAACUCGGUUUCGAAUGCCACAGUCCAGCUUGACGACGACUGGUCCUGGCGAGCAGCGUUGCAAGCAGGCCAGUACAUUAGGACGGCAAGAACCGUCCGUCCGACACAUCUGGGUAAUGCCAGCGGCAACGCUGAGAUCAGGCACUUGGAGCACCGCAUCGACUGCCUGGCUACUGCGCUUCGCAUGGCUCCGCCUUCCCAGCUGCAGGAGAUCCUCAAGACCUUCCGGCGCUGCGAGGAGCAGCUCGACUCAGCACUCAAAGAGGAAGCCGCCCGCGAAGCCGCGUUAGACUCCGCUGCUGAUGUUGGCUCGCACGGCAUGCCUGGAGGAUUCGACUCAGGGCCGGCAAUCCGGUCCCACAGGCCAUACGGCAAUCAGUCUCGUUCCACAACGGCGGCGGCGGCCAAGGCAGGCGACGAUGCGCCCAUGUCGUUGUUCGAUCUGUCUCGUGCCACAGCUCGCGCUGCAUCGCGCAAUUUUUCUGCGCUCUCGACUCUGCAGCAGUCUGUAGGCGGCAGCAAGGCGCCGAGCAUAGCCGAAUCAAUCGCGAGCGGUGACGGAGAGGCGCACGACGACCACCCCAGGGCGAGGAAGCGAGAUCAGCUUCGUGAUGCAGCCAUGGGAACCCUGACAUCAGGUGUUGGCUGGCUUAUUGGUGCACCGGCACCCAGCGACCACCGCACGGCCAGAGACGACUGA